GGCGGUGGGGCGGGGGCGGGGACUAAGGAUUGUGAGGAGGGGAAUCGCGAGUUUCUGGAUUCUUUAUCCGGUAUUUUAAGUGCCGCGGGGGAACUGUCUUUUCUGCAGUGUUUGGGAGAGGCCGGGACGGGAGAAGCGGCGGCCGCUGUGGCGCGGAGAGUAAGAAAGUUAGUCUGAGUUCUGUGAAAAAUCAGAGAAGAACUAAGGAUAGUAAACAAGGACUUUCCAAUUUGCAUAAUAUUUCCUUCAUGGAUACAUUUUCAUAGCAUUAUUAUGUGAUGUGAGAAGUUUUUUUUUUUUUUUUUUUUUUGAAGUAACAUGGAUUUUAUACUACAGAAUCAAGAGAUUGGCUUUAUAGGAAAAAUUGAAUUAUAAAAAGUGGUACGGGUUUUUAUAGAUAACCAUGACAACAUCCCAUAUGAAUGGGCAUGUUACUGAGGAAUCAGACAACGAAGUAAAAAAUGUUGAUCUUGCAUCACCAGAGGAACAUCAGAAGCACCGAGAGAUGGCUGUUGACUGCCCUGGAGAUUUGGGCACCAGGAUGAUGCCAGUACGUCGAAGUGCACAGUUGGAACGUAUUCGGCAACAACAGGAGGACAUGAGGCGUAGGCGAGAGGAAGAAGGGAAAAAACAGGAACUUGACCUUAAUUCUUCCAUGAGACUUAAGAAACUAGCGCAAAUUCCUCCAAAAACUGGAAUAGAUAACCCUAUAUUUGAUACAGAGGAAGGAAUUAUCUUAGAAAGUCCUCAUUAUGCUGUGAAAAUAUUAGAAGUGGAAGACCUGUUUUCUUCACUUAAACAUAUCCAACAUACUUUGGUAGAUUCUCAGAGCCAGGAGGAUAUUUCACUGCUUUUACAACUUGUACAAAAUAAAGAUUUCCAGAAUGCAUUUAAGAUACACAACGCUGUCACAGUACACAUGAACAAGGCCAGUCCUCCAUUUCCUCUUAUCUCCAAUGCUCAAGAUCUUGCACAAGAGGUACAAACUGUUUUGAAGGCAGUCCACCAGAAGGAAGGACAAGAAUUAACUGCUUUGCUGAAUGCUCCACAUAUUCAGGCACUUUUACUGGCCCAUGAUAAGGUUGCUGAGCGGGAAAUGCAGCUAGAGCCCAUUACAGAUGAGAGAGUUUAUGAAAGCAUUGGCCAGUAUGGAGGAGAAACUGUAAAAAUAGUUCGUAUAGAAAAGGCUCGAGAUAUUCCAUUGGGUGCUACAGUUCGUAAUGAAAUGGAUUCUGUCAUCAUUAGUCGGAUAGUAAAAGGAGGUGCUGCAGAAAAAAGUGGUCUGUUACAUGAAGGGGAUGAAGUUCUGGAGAUCAAUGGCAUUGAAAUUCGGGGGAAAGAUGUCAAUGAGGUUUUUGACUUGUUGUCUGAUAUGCAUGGUACUUUGACAUUUGUUCUGAUUCCCAGUCAACAGAUCAAGCCUCCUCCUGCUAAGGAAACAGUAAUCCAUGUAAAGGCUCAUUUUGACUAUGACCCCUCAGAUGACCCUUAUGUUCCAUGUCGAGAGUUAGGUCUGUCUUUUCAAAAAGGGGAUAUACUUCAUGUAAUCAGUCAAGAAGAUCCAAAUUGGUGGCAGGCCUACAGGGAAGGGGAUGAAGAUAAUCAGCCUCUAGCUGGGCUUGUUCCAGGGAAAAGCUUUCAGCAGCAAAGGGAAGCCAUGAAGCAAACCAUAGAAGAAGAUAAGGAGCCAGAAAAAUCAGGAAAACUAUGGUGUGCAAAGAAGAAUAAAAAGAAGAGGAAAAAGGUUUUAUAUAAUGCCAAUAAAAAUGAUGAUUAUGACAAUGAAGAGAUCUUAACUUAUGAGGAAAUGUCACUUUAUCAUCAGCCAGCAAAUAGGAAAAGACCUAUCAUUUUGAUUGGUCCACAGAACUGUGGCCAGAAUGAAUUGCGUCAGAGACUCAUGAACAAAGAGAAAGACCGCUUUGCAUCUGCAGUUCCUCAUACAACUCGGAGUCGGCGAGACCAUGAAGUAGCCGGUAGAGAUUACCACUUUGUUUCACGGCAGGCAUUUGAGGCAGACGUAGCAGCUGGGAAGUUCAUUGAGCAUGGUGAAUUUGAGAAAAAUUUGUAUGGAACCAGCAUAGAUUCUGUACGGCAAGUGAUCAACUCGGGCAAAAUAUGUCUUUUAAGUCUUCGUACACAGUCAUUGAAGACUCUCCGAAACUCAGACUUGAAACCAUAUAUUAUCUUCAUUGCACCCCCUUCACAAGAAAGACUUAGGGCAUUAUUGGCCAAAGAGGGCAAGAAUCCAAAGCCUGAAGAGUUGAGAGAAAUCAUUGAGAAGACUAGAGAGAUGGAGCAGAACAAUGGCCACUACUUUGACACAGCAAUUGUGAACUCGGAUCUUGAUAAAGCCUAUCAGGAAUUGCUUAGGUUGAUUAACAAACUUGAUACUGAACCUCAGUGGGUGCCAUCCACUUGGCUGAGGUGAAGGAAACAUCCAUUCUGUGGCAUGAUUGGACUUGAUCUGGCAAACUGCCAAUAGGAAGAUAGCCCUGAUACUUGAGCAAGUCUCUGAGAAGGUGGCAGGCAGUAUAAAUUGUAGACCUGUUCUUAGAUCUUCAACUAGUGAGAAGAAAAUCCCCUUAGGCAAUUCAUUAACAGCAUUCUUUAUUCUCUGUACAUGGCUUUAGAAGUUCUUGCCUCAUUUGGGGAUUUUAAAUGGAAGUUUUCAACAGAGCAGUUCCAUUUUAUCCACAUAAAAACCUUUUAAUUCUGUUUUCACCUAACCAAAUCUUUUCUGCCUAGUCAUAUUUCCAUGAAAAACCUUUGUGUAUAUACACAAAGGUCCAUGUCUCACAUAGUAAUAAAUAUUGAUGUUAUUUAACAGUUAAGUGACUUCAUGGGAUUUGUGGGUGAAGGGAAACUGUGCUUCUGUGCACUGGGCAAGACAACAGUAUUUGGUUAGUCACCAGGACUACUUUUAAAAAAAUGGUGCCACUUUGGUCUGGAGCUACUCUGUUAGGCUUGAAUUCAUUUGUAUGUCUUUUAAUUCAUAAAAACAUUCCGUUAGAAGCACCAAUUUUUUAGCUCAAACUUGUGGAUCAGACUUCACUGCACACGUGAAAGGUUUAUGCAAAGGUCACACCUGUUUUAGACUCAUCUAAAACAUAUACAACAUAUGCUCAUCUUUUUAAAGGUAUAAUGAUUUUCUGAAUUUUUUUCUUUAAUCGUUGCAACUGACUGGGUAACUUUUACUUCCUCUUCCUCAUCUGCAUAGUACAAUAGAAUGUAUAAGUCACAUUUUUAUGAAUGGCAGAUAUUCAUAUAAACUGUUGACUGUUAAGUUUCUUUCUCAUGAUGCAAAGUUUUUUACAUGCAUAAAAGGACAUAGCACAUUUGACAGUUUUUUCAUUUUUAUAUAUGAGCACAGUAUAAUUUGAUGGCUGUGCUACAUAUGUAGGUAAUAAACUGGAAUUCUGUGAUCAAUAUAGUUGCUGUACUGUAUACUAAUAUUUAAUAGUUUGGACAAAUGGUCAUUGAUUACACUUGUUCAGCAUUGAAAUAAAAUUAUAUGAGGGAAAUGAUAUGACAAUUGACUUUGAGAUCAGAAGGAAAAGAUGACCUGAAAGUCAUUUGAACAUUUUAGGAAAAGAACAUUGCAGGGGAAAAGUUAAGCAUAUAGAAAUAGGUUUUUAUCCUGAUAAGGUCUGCCUCUUAUGAGCAGAAUGCAACAAGCUAAAUUAUAAAACAUUUAAGCUAAUGAAACUUUCAUACUGUCUAUAGCUUGUAGCUUUAAAAUUCAACUUCUGUAAUUGGCAUGGAAAGUUAAUUUGUAGUUUUCAAGGUUUAAGGGAUGGUGUGAUGUGUGACAAACAACCUCAAAUGUGAAUGUCUUGAUUUUAUUUAUAUGGUGACUUUAGCUACAAUUCCUGUUCCCAAAGCUAAACACUGGAAUAAUACUGAAUUGUCACUUAAUUUAACAUAAGCAACUGUUUUUAAUGAGUAGUUUGUCUGUGUCAUGUACAUACUUGAGUUUUUCUCCUUUGCAUAAUAUUAUUUGAACAAAUUGUAGACAGUUUAUAUGCUGCCUUUUUCUGUUGAAAUUCACAUGGCCUCAAAGUUGGCUGUGGAAUAUAUCUUGUGUGGAAAUACUUUCAAGAUAAUGUUCCUUAGGAAGAAAGUAACAUUCCUAGGUUGAGGGAAGGAAUGCCAUACAUACUAUCUCUUCAGGUCUGAAACACUCCAGUUUAUGGCAGGAAAAUGCAAAGGUCACAGUGAUUUUCAGCACUGAAAACAAGGCACUGUAAGUACUUAAUCUUUUCAGUUUUCCAAUUUACUUUCUCUUUAGGAAUGAAAGGUAGUCUGUGGUAGACAGUGGAGUUUUGUGAGCUGCUUAUCAUAACUGACAACUAUUUUCAACCCUAAGAUCUAAAAUGUUUGCAGUUUGAGUCAAGUUAGAAUGAGAUUUCAGGUGGUGUCAGUAAGUGGCUGCUGUGCUAGUUCCUGAGUUAACCUGUAGACCACAGGGCCAACACUAGGGCCAUGUGCUAUGCAGACUCAGGCAUGGCUUUAACAAGCAAGUCCAAGUCCCCUACCGAGGCACAUGCUAUGCCAUAGUAUACUUCUUAAAAAUCUAAGCUGAUGAGGUAUUUUGGGGAUCAGUUAAGUCCUAUAUAAUUUUCUCCUUCCUCAUCAGCAGUGGUAGAGGGAUAGAAAUGUUUAUAUCCCAACUUUCCUCAAUCCUGGUGAUAUGGAUGUGCUGAUAUUCAAUAUAGUCCCUACAAAGUAAAAACUGAGUUGUUGCUGACUUCCUUGAAAGAAAAUGGAAAAAAGCCUUGCUCUCCACCUACUUGUGCUCUACACCGCUCUGGCCAAUUCCAUUUCCUGUCCCUCUGUGGUUCUGAUUGGAGACCCCAGUGUGGGGGGAGGUCUUAACCACUUAUAGGAAUGAUACCAAUCGCUAAUGAAAUGUACAUUAGUUCAAGUAAGGAAAUAAUCUUCCUUUACUAAAUUUCCUUAAGUCAGAACAAACAGAAAGGAGAAUAGUGUUUAGAUUAAUCCAGAUUUGCUUUCUAUGAAAAUCUAAUGUCUGGAUUUUUUUUUUCCCUUUUCUCAUGGCCUAAGGAAUAAUUUGAAUGUAAUUCUGUGAAUGUGUGUGGAAAAUUUAAACCAGGGAUUUAGCCUUAAUAAAGGUAACCUUUCUGACAUCUAUUGUUAAUCCUCCUUUGUACUCUUAUCCUGCCUGUAUCUGCACUCUGUUGUUUUGAGAUGUAAACACUGCACAUUGUUGUAAAAAUAAAAAGUAAAAUUAUAUGUCAAAUUUUAAAAGUCACUGAAUACUUUCUCUUGCUGUGUUUAUAUCCUCUGCCAUUCAAGGUUUCAACACAUCCAAAAUGACCCACCCUUGUUUUCAAGUUUUGCCAGAAUCAAGUCCAUUGGAACCUCUGGGUGAAACACAAAUAUGUUUUUAUUUAUUCUUCACAGUUGGGGAGUGCCCCCUACUGGCACAAAUGUAGGUUCUGUUUCCUUAAUUGUUUGUUUAAACUGUAUUAAAGAUAGACAACUUAAAGCUGUGAACUCUGGAACUAGUUUU
Molecule: messenger RNA, 5536 nt
Organism: Kogia breviceps (pygmy sperm whale)
Lineage: Eukaryota; Metazoa; Chordata; Mammalia; Artiodactyla; Physeteridae
Gene: PALS1
Product: protein associated with LIN7 1, MAGUK p55 family member
Biological process (GO): generation of neurons; protein localization to plasma membrane; establishment or maintenance of polarity of embryonic epithelium
Cellular component (GO): plasma membrane; adherens junction
Molecular function (GO): protein binding
Source: RefSeq, a predicted model, not a curated record